CUCGAUUGCACCACGUCUUCUUCCAUGUCCCUCCGGCUGCCGCAGAGUCCGCCCAGUAUCUGCGCCGUGCCGCUCGUUGGGAAGCGCCGGCCAUCCGAGUCGCCGCGGCCAUCGGUCGACCUCGAGCGAAGCGCCGUGCGUAUCGACCGCCAGCGCAGCGGCAGCUCGCCGCCCAAGCCUGCGCGCGUCACGUCGCCGGGAAAGCACGCGCCCGAAACCACCGGCAUGCUCCUUGUGAAAGACACGACCACGGAAUGGACCAAGCGCUGGUGCCAGCUCGUGGGCUCGACCUUGUCGAUCUACGAUACGCCGUCCAGUUCAGCGCCGUGGCACCAACUCGACAUGUCGUACCGCACGGUCGUACGCGUGGCGCCGACUUCGCCAACGUCCAGCGCGGCGCACUAUACGUUCUCGCUCGCCCAAGGCGGCAGUUCGGCGGCGAUCGUGCUCUGCCGCGCCGACUCGGCCGCGGACCUGACCAUGUGGGUCGACGCGCUCUCGCCGUAUGCGCAAAAGGUGCAGCAGACCGCCAAGAAGCAGCGGUUCGAGGCGCCGUUUAGCCAAACCGAGUUUGUGACACACAAGGUCGCGUCAGUGCCGCCGAAGAUGCUGCACUUGAUCCUUAUCCGGCACGGCCACUACGUCCACGCCCACACAAAACAUGCGCGCGACAGCGAAAAAGUGCUCUCGCACAUUGGUCGGCAGCAAGCGGAGCUCGUGGGCCAGCAGCUCCAAGCCAUGAGCGCGCCGUCCCGCGACGAUCUCCUCAUUCUGCACAGCGACAUGCGCCGCGCGAUGGAAACUGCAACGAUCAUUGGCGAUUUCUUUCCCGACUGCGCACUCUCGUGCACGCCGCUGCUCCGCGAAGGCUGGCCGGGCAACCCGUCGCCGACGGACGCCAACGCCAACGUCUUGUCGCCCAAGGAGCAAGCGAUCGAAGACGACCGGCUCGACGCGGCGUACCGAGCACUCAUCUCGACCGACGUGCUCGACGAAGCGGCUUCACUCGAAGGGCCGCAUGGGUGCCGCGUUGUCGUCUGCCAUGCGAAUUUGAUCCGGUACUUUCUGUGCCGCGCGCUUGGCAUCUCGCCCGUCGGCGUGUGGGGCCAGUUUGAGAUCAACCACUGCAGCAUUACGCGCCUCGACAUUGGCUCCAACGGCACGUGCAAGGUGCUCAGUGUCAACGAGUGCGGCCAUUUGCCCACGUCGCUGCGCACGUCGAGCGAAGACCACUUGUAGCAGCGUUCUCGACGCGUCUAACUUAUCGUUGUUGCGUUUUUUCAUUUUAGCCGAUUUUCGCACCAAAAAUGACCAAAAAUGGAG
Molecule: messenger RNA, 1323 nt
Organism: Saprolegnia parasitica CBS 223.65
Lineage: Eukaryota; Oomycota; Saprolegniomycetes; Saprolegniales; Saprolegniaceae
Exons: 4
Coding region: 25-1239 (404 amino acids)
Biological process (GO): positive regulation of mitochondrial fission
Cellular component (GO): mitochondrion
Source: RefSeq, a predicted model, not a curated record